Molecule: messenger RNA, 4443 nt
Organism: Python bivittatus (Burmese python)
Lineage: Eukaryota; Metazoa; Chordata; Lepidosauria; Squamata; Pythonidae
Gene: EGFL7
Product: EGF like domain multiple 7
Biological process (GO): anatomical structure development
Cellular component (GO): cell surface; extracellular region
Molecular function (GO): calcium ion binding; signaling receptor binding
Source: RefSeq, a predicted model, not a curated record
ACCAUCACUGCCGCUGACCAUCAUUGUUCAUGACUUGGACGGGAGAAGCAGAGCAAAAAUCCCAGAGUCAGCCCCAGCUGGGGUGGGAGGCCUUGAACCAUGAAGAAGCCAAGUUCAGCAGAUCUUGGCCAGGUGGCAGCAGGACGCCAGGAGAGCUGGUCGGGAAGGCAGGGCGGAGGAAGCCCCAUCGCACAGACCCCGCAGAGGACAACUGUGAGCUGACGAGAAGAUCCCAGCCCGACUUGCUGAACGGACCUCCGUUGCAGUAGCUCGUGGGAAUCCCCCGUCCGUCCGUCCGUCCUUCAUGCGACGGUGCUGGAGUAGCGAAAAGGCCCAGCACAGGAGAAAGAAUGACAGGCGAGGGCUGGCUUUGGACAGGGCUGGCCGUGGUCCUGGCCGCGACCAGCACCGAGAGCGUCUCCAGCCGGGGGUGUGGAGGGUGCUCCGUGGUGGUGAGAAGCCACACCGUGUCCCACCUCACCUCCCGUGUCCAGCCAGUCUACCAGCCCUACCUCACCUUGUGUCCUGGAAACAGACUCUGCAGUACGUACAGAACUACCUAUAAAGUCAGCCAUCGCCAGGAGUAUCGGAAGAUUUCCCGGCCGGAAUACGUUUGCCGCCCUGCGUGGAAGGGGGGAAGCGCCUUCCCUGGGCUUGGAUGUCCCACAGCUGUUUGCCGCCCACCGUGCCAGCCCAGUGGGAGAUGUUUGCUCCCGAACGAGUGCACCUGCCCUUCUGGAUGGACUGGAAGGUGUUGCCAGACAGACGUGGACGAGUGCGCGUCUGGGAGACAUGGGUGCAGCCAGCUUUGCGUCAACCUGGCCGGGAGUUACCGCUGCGCUUGCCAUCCAGGGUACGAGCUCCGCACGGAUGGAAGGGCCUGCCGGGCUCUGGAGGCGCCCCCCAGCCCUGCUCCCCCAGGAGGAAGUGACAACCUCGCAGUUCAGGAUGAAGUAAGAGAUCUGAGAAGCAGAUUGGCAGCUCUGGAAGAAAAGUUUCAGCUCGCUUUGGCGCCGUUCCUCAAGCUGCCGGGCACCGGAGAGGACGCCGGGGCAGAACCCGUUCACCUGUUUGUCCACGUGAUGCAGCAGUUGGACCGAAUAGACUCGCUCAGCGAGCAGAUCUCUUUCCUGGAGGAACAGCUGGAGACCUGUUCCUGCAAGAACCAGCUUUAAGGAUGAAGAAGGAGGAUGGAAGUCCUUGGUGUCCCCUCGUCCCACUGUUUUUCUGGUGUGUCUCUCCGUUGAGUAGCAACUGAGCCCUGUUCUAGCAACAAAGUCAAGCAAAGGCGGCGGGGGAUUAAGGGGCUGGAAAUACCACUUUGUCGGCGAGCCGCCCUCCCGUUGGCCGUCUUCCAGGAUGUCACCGUGCCGAACCCUGCUGGCCAGGGGCUCUGGGAGGGAGACAGGCCACCUCAUAGCAAAACUUCCCUUGAAAUAGGAAGCAUCUUGCUGCUGAGCGAACAAUUUCUAAUAAUACUGGGGCGGUGGGCAGGUCUCGCUUCCCCCAUGUGGUACAAGAGCAGCUGUUUGGAAAAAAGUCCCACUUUGGGCAAAGCUCAGAAGCUGUUCUUUUCCAGGCUGUCACCCAAAUAGCUUGGCAAGGCAGGGACAGGGUUAUUUCUGCGGGGAGGGUGGCUCUAGACCAGCCCCCAUGUAAAUGCACCAUGAGCGUCCUGCUUGCUAAGUUUUCCCACUGUAGAAAAAGCCCCACAGCGUUUUCCAUGUCCUUAGCUGCUAAGAAAGGGAAAAUCUCUACCUUUUCUCCUGUGUCCCUUCUUUACUAGAAUCAGUAAAGCGGGUUGGGAUUCACUAGCAGGUACUUCGCCUUCCAAAACAGCUGAUGUAUUUUAUCAACCAGUAUUGUGGGAACCCAACACUGCCCGUGUUCUGCCUUAUGUGCUUGUCUUGGGCAUAGCGUGCUCUCUGAACACAACUGCGUGUUCAGUCCUGGUUUAACAUGUGAACCCAGCUGUGCUGUCUACAUGUCUGCAAAUAAAAAUCCAGCUCAACCAGUGGGGCUGUUGCGAGAGGAUUCAGCUGAGAUGCUCGCGUGCUUCACAGAAGAAAAACUUGCCGACUUUUGGGGCAGGCUGUCAGCCAGACCAGCUUUCUAAGAGGCUCCUGUUGUUAAAAAAGGUGUAUGGGGCCUGGAGAGGGGCUCAGCUUUCAGAAAACAGCUGCACUUGGACAGAGGUGUUGACCGCUACACUGUUAAAUGUUGAGGGCUGUCAACAUGGCAGAUCCAUGCAUCAUGCAAUAAGCUGGUUCCAGAAUUGGAUAAUAACUCGGCUGCUUGAGCAAACGUGACUGGCACCUUGUGAAAUUUGGUCCUGUGGGCUCCCUGGAGUGGCACAGAAGCUCCAGCCCUUGGGAAAUUCUUCUUGGGGCCCGUUGCAGCAUUAACUUGUCUUCAGGGGCAGUUCUGGCAUAGCACAUUGGUGAGAAAAGGAGGCCAGGAUGAAACGCUCGCGGUCUCUGUCUUGCCCCCAGCCCAGUCAGCCCACAUCAACAGGUGAACUCAAUGGCUGACGACAAUCACAGUGGUGUCACGGGGGGACUGUUGCUGGGCAUCCUCCCAGAACCCAUCUUGCACAGCUAGACAAAGACCGUGGGCUCUGAUGGGACUGCCAGAGUUAGCAGACGUGUCGGUCUGUUCUGUGAUUGCAGAGUCCUGCCUGCCAUCCCUUCCAAGAGAUCCUUCUGUUCUCUGUUGCAUUUCCUCCAGGUCAGGAAAGGUGAGGUGCCAGGAACCUCUUCCUUACUGAAGAGGCUUUGCCCUGACCUGCAGCUGUUCCUUUAUGCCAACUUGCAAACUAGGAAGAGACUUCGUUAAAGUUGCCUCUGCCCCAUGGAUCGCUGACUUAAUUCUCUUUGAAAUUACUAAUGCUUGUAUGAAUUUCACUCUUAUUGCAUGAACUGGAGACCCAGGAUUCACCUGUAGUAAUACGUUGAGACAGCCAGCCAGUGGAGAUUCCCACCUCUGCUUUGCCAGAAUGGCUGCAGCCUCGUUAGCCCCUAGUUAGAUCUGCCUGUCUCCUUAGCUGGAACACUUUUCAUCGUGGCUUUGUAUCCCUCAACCUGAAAAGAGCAGGGGGGUUAAAAAAGUCAAGAUGGCAACAAGAGCCUUGCCUCUUCCACCUGUGUCUGACGCACAGAAGGGGGAUGGGACUCUGCAAGAUUGGAGCCACCACCUUGACUUUUUUUUGCCUCCCCUCCCUCCCUCGGACACCUCCAGCAGGCCUGUCUCCAUGCUAGGAAGCUUCCAGCUUAUGUAUUUUUAAAAACUUUUGUUUGUAGGGUUAACAUAACCAGCUGUUGAAUUUGUGCACGUCUUCCCAUACGUCUGGUGACACCUAGCAGACCGGGGCACCGUGUAGCUGAGUGGGUUUGGGUUCAACAUCCCCCUCUUGGCAUGUGAUGGACUCUGGGAUGCCCUGAAUGUUUUCACCCUUACGUGGAGAUGAUGUUGCCUGUGGCGUAGGUACCUUUCCCUUUAAUAGAAACGUCAGAGGUGUUCUCCACAGGCUGUCGCUUGCAAGCAUUCCCGUGCAAAUGGGUUUAUGCCCCGGGUGGGGCAUCAUUUCACGUGAAGCAGUUGUGCCAGCAAACAUCUGCCAGUUCACUGGUCGGGAUUGGGUUAUCAAGCUGCAGAAACUCCAAUUCAUGGCGCCGUCCCCAGCGGGCAAUUACCCAAACCCCGUGGUACUUCAGUGCUGCAGAGUAGCUCUCAUCGUCAAAGAAGUUAGACGGCUUAGCCAGGUACGUCUGUGGCAAGGACUCCACGAGUGCCCUGCGUGGACCAGGUACUAGCAGCUAGAGAAGUUUGCAGCUACUGGAUAAAAUUGACUCGGCCUUUGCUAAGGUACGAGAGGCAGGAAGAUGGGUGAGCCCAAUUCCUUUUAACAAGAUUUUUUGCAACAGUGGAAAUGUUUUCCUUUUUCCCCCCUUGUCUUUGGAGCAUGUUUUUCUGGCCAUGCGCUUAUGUAUACGGUGCUUCCCUGCACAUAUCGAGCAAUGUAGUCUGACAGUUAUCGUGGGAGUCGUUGAAAUACUGUACUUUGAAGAGCACAACGGGGGAGUUGUGGGAGCGAUUUGUGAAUGGACCAGAGCCAUUUUGUAUGCAAAAAAAGCUAUUUUAACCUGCAUGUAACCUCUCUAGGAAAUUAAUGGAUGCCUGGGAACUUUUGACCUCCCUUUUUAUAUCUAAGCAAGGACGUGGCGGCCGUUGGAUGUCAGAUGGAAGCAAAAGGAAGUGAUUAGGAGUGGUAGGAAUGAGGCUGAACGCUGAUAAGGAAGGAAACAGCUAGCAUAAAAGAAUGUUCGGGGUUUGCUGAGUCUGCAAAAGUUUGAAUUGAUCAGAUAUAAAUACUGCUGGGGCACCUGGUGUGUUCCUGUCCCCUGCUUGCCACUGCUUUCCAGUAAAAACGUCUCUUUGCUAAGA